Thlaspi arvense is the source of this 918-nucleotide messenger RNA. Lineage: Eukaryota; Viridiplantae; Streptophyta; Magnoliopsida; Brassicales; Brassicaceae. The record is from the annotation of a GenBank genome assembly.
ACAACCAACAGAAUUGGAUAUGACGACAUCAUCAAGGCUACAAAUGACUUCGACAUCAGAUAUUGCAUUGGAACGGGUGGCUAUGGUAGUGUCUACAGAGCACAAUUGCCCAAUGGCAAAGUAAUUGCUUUGAAAAAACUUCACCAUCUUGAAACAGAGGAGUUAGCCUUUGUCAAGUGUUUCAAGAACGAGGUGCAAAUAUUGAGUAAUAUACGACACAGAAAUAUAGUGAAACUAUAUGGUUUCUGCUUGCACAAUAGAGACAUGUUCUUGGUCUACGAGUACAUGGAAAGAGGAAGCUUGUUUUCCGUCCUGAGAAUUGAUGAAGAAGCCAUUGAAAUAGGAUGGACUCAACAGGUAAACACUGUUCAAGCAGUGGCACAUGCUUUGUCUUACUUGCAUCAUGAUUGCACCCCACCCAUUGUUCAUCGAGACAUAUCUAGCAACAACAUUCUACUCAACUCAAAAUUGGAAGCUGCCAUCAGGGAUUUCGGCACAGCUAGACUACUCUAUCCAGAUUCCUCAAAUCAAACUGUAGUUGCAGGCACUUUGGGUUAUGUUGCCCCAGAACUUGCCUACACUAUGGUUGUGACAGAAAAAUGUGAUGCGUAUUGCUUUGGGGUGGUGGCAUUGGAAACUAUCAUGGGGAAGCAUCCGACAGAACUCCUCUCGUCGUUGACAUCGCCUUCUACUCUGAGCAUGAAAUUAAUUGAUAUCUUGGAUCCACGUCUUCCUCUUCCAACUAAUCCAGUGGUUGUAGGUAAACUUGUUCUUGUUGCUAAAAUGGCUUUUGCAUGCUUGCAUUCCAGACCCAAAUCUCGACCAACAAUGUUAAAUGUGUCUCAAGAAUUCCUCUCAUCCAAGAAGGCCAUGGCUACACCUCUUCGUUCAAUUUCUUUGGAACAACUACAUCAUGCC